ACAAUCACGCGCUAGCAAAACAGUGAACAUUCUUAUAGAGCCCGGAUUAAAAUCACCUUGACUAUUUUUUUACCACAGUCAGCUAUUUAAUUCAUAGUGAUUCAUAGAGAAUGAGUUAGGCAGUUUUAGCGGAGGAGAUUUCAGGGCGCUAACUUGUGGGAUUAGUUUGCGUGCAGCCUUUCAGCGGAAGCCGAUUGUUGUGGGAUGGGCUGUGAGGUGUUCAAGAUGGCGGCGCCCUGUGGAGUGAAGCUACUCUAACAGAGGUGCCUGGAGACUGAAUUGGUGGGUGGCCCCAAGAGAGUCCUCCAGGCAGGAAGGAAGGAAGGACGUUAGAAGGACUCUGCUUCCACCAAGAACACUGCCACCAUGGCGAGGGAGCAGCCGAGCACGGGGGACCUCCUCCCGCUCUUGGAGACCUCCGACCUCCACCAGCUAGAAGAGAUCAGAGGCCUUAUUAAUGAGCAACUCAGCACGGAACGAGGGUCUGUGCUGCUCAACGGGCUGGUGGACUACUUUUUAGAAACAAACUCCUCAGAGGCCAUGCAUAUCCUCUGCGCAGUCCGAGAGCCACACGACAAGCACCUUCUGGACAAGAUGAACGAGUGCAUGACCAAACAGGCGUGCCGGCUGCCCACCCUCACCAUGCUCGGCCACGUCAUCCGCAAGCAGCCGUCCUGGAUCCACAAGAUUGCCCGAUACCCUCUUCUGCUCUCGCUGCUCAAAUGCCUAAAGACUGAUACGGAUGUGGUGGUGCUGAUAACUGGCGUGCUGGUGCUGAUCACGCUUCUUCCCAUGAUUCCUCAAGCGGGAAAACAACACCUGUGGGAGUACUUUGACAUUUUUGGCCGCUUGGCAUCCUGGAACCUCAAAAAUCCCGGUCACAUUUCAGAGGUUUACUUGAUCCACCUCCAUGCCAGCGUCUAUUCGCUCUUCCAUCGUCUGUACGGCAUGUACCCUUGCAACUUUGUGUCCUACCUGCGCUCGCACUAUAGCAUGAAGGAAAACAUGGAAACAUUUGAAGAAGUGGUCAAGCCAAUGCUUGAACACGUCCGGAUCCACCCUGAACUGGUGACAGGAACCAAGGAUCAUGAGCUCGACCCCACCAGGUGGAAAAAGUAUGAAAUCCACGAUAUCGUCAUUGAAUGUGCCAAAGUGUCUCUGGACCCGAAGGAGGCCUCCUGUGAGGAAGGAUAUGCCACCAUGCCUGAGAACUUCUACCCUCAAGUCCAUCUGCGACCACAAGACUGCACUUCCAGCCCUUACACGGACCUCUACAGCAGCUAUGGAAGCUCUUCAUCCACUCCGUUCUCCACUCCACGGCAGCCGCUGCCUCCGCCCCUGUCUUUGCCCCCCCUCUCAGGGACACAGUCCAACAACCGUAGCCCACAGACCACCAAACGGCAGAACUCCACCUGUGAAGCUAACGUCUCCAAUGGCGGGAAGGACCCACUGUGGAGCCCUUCCUCUUUGUGUGGAAUGGCCACGCCCCCUUCAUCCAGGGGCAUGUCGCCCAACUUUGAGCUCUCCCACAGUGCCUCACACCUUCCCAGCCGCUUCCACUGCACUUCCGGAGGGAAAGGAACAUCUGCCUCCAGUACUCCAGCCACUUCAUCACCGCCCCCCACCCUGUCGGAUGACUUUCCCAUCAUCUCCCUACCGGCCAACACGGUCCACUCCAGUCCACCCAGAAAAGAACGCAGACAUGGCGACAGUGGGAAACCAACACUGGUGAGACAGGAACCCGUGAAAGACUCUGAGAAAAGCGGCGCGACAAACAGAGAUGCCGCAGACGCGGCGAGCGUGUCCAUGACGUUGACCGAGCUGUCGGUUUUCAUGAAGAAACAAGAGUUGGAGCUUCAGCUGAGAACGGAAAAAGAAAAAGAGGAGGCGGCUAUCACCGAGGAGCUGCUCAAGAUCACAGAGGACAAGCAGGAGCUUUCAGGCUUGAGGGGAUUCGACUCCCCUUUCUACCGCACCACCGAGACUCUGACCGGCUGUCAGACGCAAGACAAGAUCGUCACCAACAGCCAAGUGGGCGGGGCCAUCCUGGACCUACGCCACGCGGUGUCUACGCCGGACAAAGCGGAGAAUAACACCAGCGCCAGUGACGUCGGGAGCGAACAGGGAGGGGGAGACAGCCGGAGUUCAGCCGGCGGCCUCAAUCAGUCCUGGCCCUUCCUGUCAGGUUUCACCCCUAUCGAUCACCACCUCCACCGGAGCCCCUCGGCCCCAGAAGAAGAAGCGGGAAAGUUUGCCAUGUUCUCUCCAAGCCCCUGCGGCAAGACCCCGGCGCCGGUGCCGUACGAGGUGUUCUUUGACCUAGCUCUGCCCAGGGCGGCCUCGCUUUACAUACAUCAGAAGACAUCGGAGGCCGUCCACAAAGCGGCGCUGGAGAGGCUCUCGAGACGGGAAGAGGGGCUGGAGGACGGCGAGGAGGAGGGGCUUAUGACCGCUUCACCACUGGAGGUGCUGGAUCGCCUUGUUCAGCAGGGGAGCGACGCCCACGAUAAAGUCCUCAAGAGAUUACCUUUGCCAAGUAAGUCAGCUGACUGGACGCACUUUGGAGGGUCGGCUCCAUCCGACGAGCUCCACACGCUGCGGAGCCAGCUGCUCCUGCUGCACAACCAGCUGCUUUACGAGCGCUACAAGCGAGAACAGCACGCCGUCCGCAACAGGCGCCUCCUGCGACGCAUCAUCAACGCCACCGCGCUGGAAGAGCAGAAUAACGCCAUGAAGGACCAGCUGAACCUGCAGAGUGUGGACAUCUCGUCCCUGAGGGAGAGUCUCCAGGUGGAGCAGCAGCGCUACAGGCAGCUGUGGGACGACCGCGAGACGGUGGUGACCCGUUUGCACAGUCAGAUCCGACAGCUGCAGCAGGGGCGGGACGACUACUACACCAAGAACCAGGAGCUGCAGAGCAAGUUACAAGAGUGUCAGAAAAGGAUGGGCGAAUUAGAGGCGGAGCUUCAGGGGGCGAAUAACAAAGUCUGUCACACUGGGCACCUGCUCAAACAGAUGACCAUCAAGUUACGCAACAGUGAGGGCACCCAGCAGCAAAUGAGCUUCCUGAACAAACAGCUGCUGCUCCUUGGGGAGGCACACAAACUCUCCAUGCAGGAACUGAAGUUUGCAGGCGCAGAUAAUACCAAGCGACCCAGCAGCCACGAGGCCCAGAUGCUGCAAGUGUCCUACAGGAAGGAGGUGGAGACUCUGAGACAGAACCUGCUGGUCCAGGGCCAGAAACUGGAGGCAGCGCAUCAGAGAGCGGCUGAGCUGGAGACGCUCCUCUCCAAGAAGGAACACCUCAUUGCAGAACAGAAGAAGUUUCUUGAGGAUGUCAAAUGUCAAGCAAAGGCAGAGCUGCAGGCCUCCGACAGCAGGUACCAGGCUCAGAAGAGAAUCGCCCAACUGCUGCAGACCGAAAUCCUGCAACUGUACAGCAAAGUCGAGAUGGAAGUUCCAGCUAGCUUGCCGCUAGGGCUGAAAGCUGACCGACAUGCGCCUGCCGAUUCCAGCAGCAUCCUGGUGCCCGAUGGACCAAGUAAAACUUGCACCAACGAGGUGAUGGACGGUCGACCACCACGACGGGACUCCCACUGCGGCAACGGCAGCACUUUAUUAGCAGGGCAUCUCAAGGCGAGCAAAUCUUCCAAGAGCACCGCCAACUCGGUCAACGGCAGCAAGGAGUGCGGCCCGUCUCUAAUGGCGGACCUCCCCCUGUCCUGCCCCCGCACCAACCCGCUGGCAACGUUGACGCCAUCCGACGCCCCCCUCACCGUGGGAUCCUACCCCAGUGCCAAGAGCUUCCUCGGCAUGAGGGCGCGCGAGCUCUUUCGCAACAAAAGCGAGAGUCAAUGCGGCGAGGAGGAGGAAGAGGACGAGCAGCCGUUGAAGGCUGAGCCGUGCGCAGAGCCGCCGGGUCCUGGCGCCCGCCUCAGCCUGGCGCCCGCCCCGACUGCGACCCCGAGCCCGGCCGCUCGACCUGCCAAGACUUCCUCGGAGUCCAAACAGCAGGUCCCCGGUCAUGAAAGCCCCCGCAGGAAGAUAGGGCGGGGCUCCUUGGGGACCGGGCGGCCCCGGCAGCAACAGCUUAAGAUCAUGGACUACAACGAAACGCAUCAUGAGCACAGUUAGGAAACGCGACAUAGCCGCCGGCAAGUCCAAAGCUAACGUUUUAAAGGAUUUACAAAUAGGUCAAAGUAAUUCGUCAGCAACUCUUUGAAAGUCAGUAUUAUUUGCUCCGUUCCUCUGAGUGGACAACAGGAUACCCCCCCCCUACUUUUUUGUUUUUUUGUUUUCUUAAAUCAAUUCAUCCACAAGACUUGUGGACAAAACUAUAUAUCGGCACCAGAGAUUCUGAACGUGAACUCGGUUGCGACGAUGAUGCUUUGAGAAAACAUUCGCAAAAUGUGAGCCGAAAAUUUGCAAAGUGUUUGAAAUGAAUGACUAUUUAUGCCUUUUUUUUAACAAACCGCAGCACAUUGGGACCUGUUUUUACUCUUUUAUUUCUCCAUUCAUCACGGAUGCUCACACAAAUUUGGUUAGAGAUGACACAAUAAACAGCUUGGUAAGCUUAGCAUUGCUCCAUCAUAUUCUUCAUAUUUAGUGUGACAAAAUGCGCAUUCUGUUCCUCCCCUCUCACUUUGGCACCAAACCGCUGCACAAAUAAGUUUUUGUCUUCUUUCUGAAUCCUGUUGUCCACCAGGAUCUGCUGUCACGUUCUUCUGCCGCGCUAUCAUUAGCAUGUUCAACAAUCCACUUUAAUUGCCAACCGUAGUCUAUACAGCAGCCUAAAACAGAAGGUACAAUCUGCACAAACUGAAGAAAGCAGGACUCUCUAAUGGGUGACAUGGCAAAAAACAGGAAGUUCCUAAAGCAGUGGCUUGUGUUUAACUGUGAACAAUAAAGGUCGUCUUCAAUGUUUUGCACUACAA
Messenger RNA from Syngnathus acus (greater pipefish), 4934 nucleotides. RefSeq names its product TSC complex subunit 1b (gene tsc1b). The transcript has 22 exons. The record is from RefSeq and is a predicted model, not a curated record. Gene Ontology annotation, biological process: negative regulation of TOR signaling; regulation of cell cycle; negative regulation of cell population proliferation. Gene Ontology annotation, cellular component: TSC1-TSC2 complex. Bases 367 to 4134 code for a protein of 1255 amino acids. NCBI's taxonomy places the organism in Eukaryota, Metazoa, Chordata, Actinopteri, Syngnathiformes, Syngnathidae.